GACAGUUGUAAUGCUGAUUGUAGUGUAGUGUUGUUGUGUUGUUAUGUAUGUCGUGUGCGCGAGAACGAGUGCAGCAGCAGCAGCAGCAGCAGCAGUAGCAGCCAGCGAGCAGUGAGCAGCAGCAAAGAGUAGCGGCAGCCGUCGUUUCGUUCGGUUUCGUCGGGGUUUUGUGUAGUGACAAUAAUCAACCAGGUGACAUUACAAGCUAUUGGCAGUAAAGUUACGGCUACCGUUUCGCGGAUUGGUGUUUUGACGCUUGCCAGAACCGUGUUCACCGAAUGCUGUCAUCGACUGGUAGUAUCGACAACGACGUGUGUGACUUUGGAUUGUGAUUCUUAUCAAUAGCAUGUGCUCCACCGUUUUACCGUUCGCGCCGUGAUUUGUCCGAAAGCCUCUGUAAUUAAUUAUGAAAGUGCAGUGAUUUUACACAAAUAAAGUGUGUGUGUGUGCCAUAGCAGUGGGUUUCAUUAGAACAAGAAUCGAUGGAUGAUGGAUUAUCGAAUAAGUCGCACCAGUGCAUUCGCGCGUUAUGAAUGAUACACACGAAAAGUGGAAAAAUGAAUCAAUAUUUUGGAUGAUCUGAGUGAGCCGCGAGUGAUUAACAAUUCGCAGCAAUAGUGCUUCUUUGUUGUGCUUCAAUAGUGUCAAUCGGAGACAGAAAAAAAACAUACACACAAAAUCACAAACAACAGGUCGCCCCAAAAUACGUGAAAUACAUGUGAGUUAGUGGAGUCCAAUCAUAGCACUGUAGGUACGCAUAUCCCAGAGUGAAUGAUUGAGACAGUGUUAAGCAGUGAACGGCGGUCCAGCAUUCCAGGCGGAGAGAAAACCAUGUCACAUUUUCCUUUCCGAGGAUCGCCCACUACCCAGAGUACUACACCUUCCGCACCAUCCUCACCGCCCGCAGCUCCUGUUGCGAUGGCUGUCACAACGACAGUGCCUCCGGGAGCCCGCAGUACCUCCCCAUGCUCAGCAACAUCCGGUCCGCCAACGUCCGGCAGUGGACGGUGUUGUGACACUGGCCGGCCAAUCUUCACCGAUCCCAUCUCAGGUCAGACGGUAUGCUCGUGUCAAUACGAUCUGAUAAACUACCAGCGACUGGCAAGUGCUGGUAUCGCCGGUCCCGGCGGCGUUCCCCUAUCGAUGUAUAGUGCGCCCUAUAGUCCCGAAACUAUGGCCGCAUAUUUCCCAGCUAUUGGGGCCGAUCAGGCACCGUUCUACGCAAAUCCAGCCGCCGCCGGAAUUGACCUGAAGGAAAAUCUCGCAGCCGGUGGUGCACCAUGGCCUUACCCCUCCGUCUAUCACCCGUACGAUGCGGCCUUCGGUUACCCCUUCAACUCCUACGGAAUGGACCUGAACGGAGCACGCAGGAAAAACGCCACCCGCGAAACUACGAGCACACUGAAAGCGUGGCUAAACGAGCACAAAAAGAACCCAUAUCCGACCAAAGGCGAAAAGAUCAUGCUAGCGAUAAUCACGAAAAUGACCCUCACGCAAGUAUCCACGUGGUUUGCGAACGCGCGGCGCCGGCUGAAAAAGGAAAACAAGAUGACCUGGGAGCCCCGGAAUCGCGUCGAGGACGACGAUGUUAACCUGGACGACGACGACGACGACAACAAAAGUUUGAAAGAUGAUAAAGAGAUUCUAGAUUCCAAAGACUCUGGCACGGGUUCGAGCGAGGACGGUGACCGACCCUCCAGAUUAGACAUGCUGGAUCGACCGGGUAACAGUGAUUGGAACGAAUCACGGAAUGGCAGUGGUCCCAACUCGCCCGAUAUAUAUGACCGGCCAAUGCCGGGGCACCCCUUGCUACAUCCUUCCAACUUCCCACCCCAUUUACGAUCUUCGAUAGGAACACCUCCGGAGGUAAAUCACACGCCAAGCGGAAGUACAAACCCUAGCAAGCCAAGAAUAUGGUCUCUGGCCGAUAUGGCGAGCAAGGAAAACAAAGACUCCGAUGCGUCGUCGCCGACGGCAGGAUAUCUGUCGCCGGGAAAGAUCGUUACACCGCUGGCCGGUCGUGGGUUGAACCCCUUGCAUCAUCACCCCUAUAUGAGGCCCGAGUUCUACCGUAACCUGUACGGGCCCCACCUAACGUCUGGUUCCGCCGAGGUAUCCCUGCUGGAGUCGUAUCAGCGAACUUUCGGAGCAACGCUGGCCCACAAUGGGAUUCCCGUCGGUAUCAAUCCGCUGAUAUCGAAAGCGUCCGGUAGUGGGCCUCCCUUUGCCCCACUGAGUCUCACAACCGGUGGCAAUCCGCACAUGGCGUCCCAACCGGGCGCUUCUCCUGCCUCAAGCACCUCCUCUGGACCAGAGAAUCUGACUCCAUCCUCGCCGCCAACAGAGAAGCUGAUGUCCGUUGUCAACACUUCCAAACCAUGACUGUUAGAAAUCAAGUAAGUCAUCACUAUCACCUAACUAUCGCAAGGCUGUAGUUUUGAAAUUCGAUGAAUACAAGAAAAUACAAUCAGACAAUAAUAAUGAAUGUGAUUAUGAGUUUCCCCCCAUUCUCGUCUAACACAAUCGAUAGAAAUCAGGACUUCUUCUUUCCCUGCUGCUAGGAGUUUGUUCACCUCAAAUAUACUCAAAUCCAUUAGAGCCGAUAAAAACACGUUAUCAAGAGAGCCAAAAUUCAUUUAAAAAAACGCAUAGUAAAUUUAUCGUAAAACACACAGGGAAAGAAGCCAUAACAAAUUUGCAAUCACUAGAGCGACAAUUAUUCUCGAAUUCAUUCCGAGUUUUGGUUUCGCGCAACUAGCUAUUUUCAAUGUCUUCAAUGAUUGGGCGAAAAAUUCCAAAUGCCGUCGGCAAAAGGGAGCAGCUCCCAAACGCAAAUAAUCUCAAAGUUGUUUGCCGUAGUUCUCAACAGCGCCACCGAAUGACGGAACGAACAAAACGAAAACUAAUCUCGCUCCCUUCCUCCCUCACCACUCCGCUCUUGCUUCUGAUAAAUUUGAUAAAAAAGAAACCCAAAUUCUGAAGUGCAACGAAUUAGUCAUAAGAACGAGAAAGGAGCAAGCCGCAAAAAAACCCGCGCGAAUGAAGAUCGUUGUUAAAUUCUAUCGCCCAAAUUUAAGUUUUAUUGUGUUCAUAAAACAAAUGGUCGGACGCAGUGAAACUCGGAGAUUUUCGUUCACACCAACAAAGAACUGUUUUUGUACAUUGUAAUGAAAUGUUUGUAUAAAUACAAAAUUUAAUUGAUAACAUCUAAACGAACGUGUUGUAAAUAAGGACUUAUAGAUAACAGAAAAUAGUGUAUGUGAUAUUAAAAUGUAUUAAAUAAUAAUUGAUAAGAGGGUAAAUAGUAGCGCGCCGCGAAUGAACGUUUUUAUUUUAUUUUUAUCGCGUAUCGUUCUUUUAUUGAACGUGUUUUUCUUUUUGUUCGUCGUUCCUUCUUUCCGUAGUCAAUCUUGUUUCUUACCCUCACCAAAAUCUUCUGCUAGGUUCUGCUAGAUAGCCAUUGCGUUUAAUUAAUGUUUCUGUAAACUAAGAACAUAUCACGGGGAACUCACUAAAGCCAUUUCAUUAGUUCAAAAAUUAGCAUUUGCCAUCUUCUUAACUAUCAGAGAAAAAAAAACGAGACCAAAUGUUGAACAUGGGAAAAGAGAGUGGUAAAAAAAAUAUAUGUGGAGGAGGCACAGACAUUUGUUUCAUUCGACUCAACACUCCACGGAUGUAAAUUAUCGCAAAGAUUUGUGAAGGAGAAAGCCGAUAGCUGGAAACAAUCUUUGUAAAACUGUAUAAAAACUACAUUAGUUAAUUAUUUAACCAUCCUAUUUAUUUUUAUUGAGAAAUUUAGCUAAGCGUUAGGUGGAGAAUUACAACCGUGUAAAGCGAAAGCACUUGCGUUAAUUUGGCUAACCGAAACAAAGUGAAACGCGUAUAUAUAUAUAAAUUAAACUUUAUAUAUUAUAGAGGUAAUUAAUUACAAUAAUUGUACUGUAAAUGAUCAUGAAACUGUGCAUGAAAACAAGAAACAACAAAAACCAUCGUAAUGUUACUAGUUGCAAUAAAGAAAAUG
This is a messenger RNA of Toxorhynchites rutilus septentrionalis, 4021 nucleotides long. RefSeq names its product homeobox protein caupolican (gene mirr). Gene Ontology annotation, molecular function: RNA polymerase II cis-regulatory region sequence-specific DNA binding; DNA-binding transcription factor activity, RNA polymerase II-specific. Gene Ontology annotation, biological process: regulation of transcription by RNA polymerase II; cell development; neuron differentiation. Lineage: Eukaryota; Metazoa; Arthropoda; Insecta; Diptera; Culicidae. The record is from RefSeq and is a predicted model, not a curated record. Bases 772 to 2382 code for a protein of 536 amino acids. The transcript has 5 exons. Gene Ontology annotation, cellular component: nucleus.